Cladophialophora bantiana CBS 173.52 is the source of this 804-nucleotide messenger RNA. RefSeq lists its product as uncharacterized. Lineage: Eukaryota; Fungi; Ascomycota; Eurotiomycetes; Chaetothyriales; Herpotrichiellaceae. The record is from RefSeq and is a predicted model, not a curated record. The transcript has 3 exons. Bases 1 to 804 code for a protein of 267 amino acids.
AUGAGCAACGUCGUCUCAGUCGUCAUCGCUGCCAUAUCCUUCGCCGGCACGUUGAUCACGGCCGGCGUGUCGGCGUGGCUGUUCAACCUUGUGGAUCAGAAUUUCGCCAUCUUCCUGUUCCAGCGCGGCGAUGACGGCGACAACGACCAUGUACGAGACAACGUCCUCUCCCGCACGGCCUUUCUGGUCGACCAGUUCUUCUCGUGGACCUUCAUUCUGCGUCGACAGGCCCAGUUUCUGCGCUUCUCCACCGACGAGGCGAACAAGGACUUGACCAGGGUGCUGAGCGGCAUCGCCCACGAGUUCGGCACCUACCAGUAUCUCGACGACGGCCCCCCGCUCAUGUUGUGGCAGGGCCAGCAGAUCGCCAUCGGUGAGGUCCUGACGGUCGACAAGGGCGGCGAGCUGAUGUGCCUGGGCUACGCAUCCUUUUAUCAGAAGUUCAAGGACUCGGCCGACACUCAUGUCGAUGCUGCUGCUGGUGGCGGUGGUGGGGGUGCGGCUGGAGGACAGAACCCGUACGGCGCCGUCAACUGGAAUGGCGACUUUCGGCACUGGUUCCGACCCAUCAUCCAAGCAGUCGAGCUGCUCGCAGAGGCCAGCAAGCAAGGAAACAGCCCUCCAGACCAGAGACUGAGGCGGCUGCAACGCCUUCCCAUAGACCUGAUUAACGUCCUGGACAAGAAAGGCCUGCGGUCUGAAGCGAAACGCACUGGCCGCUGUCACCGGGCCAAGGUCUGCAACUGCACGACAUGCGCCGGCAAUGAGAUAUGUCCCUGCAAUCAGCUCAAGUCGGGACAGUAG